ACUCCUCUGGUUCACUCCUCCUGAACUGAACUUCCUCUUUACAACAAAAUGGUGCUCAAGUCUGUCACAGAAAGCUUCGCCAAAACAAUCCACGGCUUGAAAGCGGGACACCUGACAGAUCGUGCUAUUCAGAGGAGCAAGAGGAUGAUUCUAGACACUCUGGGUGCUGGGUUCUUGGGAACCAGUACAGAAGUGUUUCACACAGCCAGCCAAUAUAGCAAGAUCUACAGUUGCAAUAUAUCCAGCACUGUUUGGGGUCGGCCGGACAUCAGGCUCCCACCCACAUAUGCUACUUUUGUGAAUGGUGUGGCUAUUCACUCCAUGGAUUUUGAUGACACGUGGCACCCUGCCACCCACCCUUCUGGGGCUGUCUUUCCUGUCCUCACAGCUUUAGCAGAAGCUCUCCCAAGAAGUCCGAAGUUUUCUGGCCUUGACCUGCUGCUGGCUUUCAAUGUUGGUAUAGAAGUGCAAGGCCGAUUACUGCAUUUCGCCAAGGAAGCCAAUGACAUACCAAAAAGAUUCCAUCCCCCUUCUGUGGUAGGAACGUUGGGUAGUGCUGCUGCUGCGUCCAAGUUUUUAGGACUUAGCUUGACAAAGUGCCAAGAAGCCCUGGCCAUUGCUGUUUCCCAUGCUGGGGCGCCCAUGGCAAAUGCUGCCACUCAAACCAAGCCCCUCCACAUUGGCAAUGCUGCCAAGCAUGGGAUAGAAGCUGCUUUUCUGGCAAUGCUGGGUCUCCAAGGAAACAAGCAGAUCUUGGACUUGGAGGCAGGACUUGGGGCCUUUUAUGCCAACUAUUCCCCAAAAGUCCUUCCAAACCUACAUUCCUACAGUUGGCUGCUGGACCAGCAGGAUGUGGCCUUUAAGCGUUUUCCUGCACAUUUAUCUACCCACUGGGUGGCAGAUGCAGCUGCAUGUGUAAGAAAGCGCCUUGUAGCAGAGAAAACUCUGCUUCCAAUUGACCACAUUAAGAGGAUUGUGCUCAGGAUUCCAAACGUCCAGUACGUAAAUAGGCCCUCUCCAGACUCGGAGCAUGAAGCCCGUCAUUCAUUCCAGUACAUAGCCUGUGCCAUGCUGCUUGAUGGUGGCAUCACUGUCCCCUCAUUCCAUGAAUGCCAGAUCAACAGGCCACAGGUGAGAGAGCUGCUCAGUAAGGUGGAGCUGGAGUACCCUCAGGACAAUUUGCCAAGCUUCAACACACUGUACUGUGAAAUAAGUGUCACCCUCAAGGAUGGAGCCACCUUCACAGAUCGCUCUGACACCUUCUAUGGGCACUGGAGAAAACCACUGAGCCAGGAGGACCUAGAGGAAAAGUUCAGAGCCAAUGCCUCCAGGAAGCUGUCCUGUGACACAGUGGAGAGCCUUAUAAAGAUAGUCAAAAAUCUAGAAGACCUAGAAGACUGCUCUGUGUUGACUACACUUCUCAAAGGACCCUCUCCACCAGAGAUGGCUUCAAACUCUCCAGCAUGUAAUAAUUCCAACACACAAUUUCUUCUGAGACUUACCAACAUCUAAAUGACUUUGCAUUUGGGGAGAUUCAAUGA
Molecule: messenger RNA, 1541 nt
Organism: Cebus imitator (Panamanian white-faced capuchin)
Lineage: Eukaryota; Metazoa; Chordata; Mammalia; Primates; Cebidae
Gene: ACOD1
Product: aconitate decarboxylase 1
Exons: 5
Coding region: 49-1512 (487 amino acids)
Molecular function (GO): lyase activity
Source: RefSeq, a predicted model, not a curated record